This is a messenger RNA of Aedes albopictus (Asian tiger mosquito), 5843 nucleotides long. RefSeq lists its product as uncharacterized. The coding region runs from base 319 to 4269 and encodes 1316 amino acids. NCBI's taxonomy places the organism in Eukaryota, Metazoa, Arthropoda, Insecta, Diptera, Culicidae. Gene Ontology annotation, molecular function: nucleic acid binding. The transcript is spliced from 2 exons. The record is from RefSeq and is a predicted model, not a curated record.
UUGGUAAACUUCAUACAUUAGAAAUCGCCCAACCCUAGAUAUAGAUUCAUUCCUAGCAAGAAAAUGUAUCGUAUAGAAUUCAUUCCAAGACAGUUGUUUUUUUUCUUUUUAUGAGCGAUUUCCGGUUUUUAUUAUUUUGUAAUGGUUCAUUCGGAAUAAAGAUGCGAAAGGGAAAAGUCACGCCAUUUUGGAUCUAUUUGUAAAAUUGUUCCGAAAAAGUAUUUUUUAUUCGUUUUACCCCGUCGGUUUGCGGUUCUCGGUCGGUUGACCGCUCCCGUGUUUUCUCGCGCGACAUUUUAUGGUCCUUCGGUACCGAAUAUGUGUGAAUCUGCGAGUAUGGACGUCCUGCUGAACAGGCGGCGCCUCGCCAUGGAACGGCUGAAACGCGAAAACGCGAGUGUGAAAUCCCUGAAGGAUCGGCAGGCUCCGGCGUUCGAGGUAGAGGAUAGGCUUCGUAAGCUGCAUGAGCUGGAGGAGAGAUUUGACCAGGUCCAACUGGAGAUCGAGGAAGCGACUAGUCCUGAUGACCUGCCAUCUGUCAUCAAUUUUCGUACGGAUUUCGAAACGUUGUUCUAUUCAACAAAAGGAUUAUUAACGAGUCUCUUGGGGAGCGACGCAGCUCACGUUGACGCUGCUUUUAGCUCCUGGCGAAGUUGCGGUAGUGCAAAUAGUGAUUCAACGUAUGCAGACCCUGGAAGUCAGUUGCAAGAUGCUGUUCGUGCUUUGCUCGAAACCCAGAAGACUCUACUGACGCGGCAAGUUGCAGCUUCAACAUCAUUCAACGAGUUAGCUGUUCAACUUCGGGAGAGACAAAUUGAGCCAAUUGACACAAAGUUGCCGUCCUACUCUCUUCCCAUUUUCAAAGGCGAUAGAAGGCACUGGGCGUCCUUCAAGGAUCUUUUCACGAGUUGUGUCGACCAGAAAAACUUGACGAAUGCUCUCAAGCUGCAGUUGCUGUUGGCCCAUUUGGAUGGAGAAGCCAAAAGCUUAGUUAGCACAUACUCCAUCACGGAUGCUAACUACACGGAAGUUUGGGACACUUUGACUGAGCAUUACGACAAGCCGAAAUUCGCUGUUUCGGCGCUUGUACAAGAAUUCUGCGAACAACCAGUGAUCAAGGUAUCCAAUCUACCUAAUUUGCGGAAGCUCGUAUCAACGUCAGACGAAGUUAUACGCCAGCUUAAAGCCAUGGGUCCGGAGUACGAAACCAGAGAUCCGUGGCUCAUCUACCAAAUCCUUCGGAAGCUUGAUGAUAGCCUGCGUUCCCAGUGGGCUCAGUUUGUGGUAGACAUCGAUAAUCCAACGUUUGCCGACAUGCUGAGGUUUCUGAAAAGAAAAUGCGAUGCGUUCGAAACGUGUGCUGCCUUUGGAGCUAGAUCGAGCGAGGUAAAGCGUGAGGUGCCGAAAGAUGACCGUAAGUUCAACCCUCUGAAGAAGGAGAUCAAAAGCUUGACAUCCGUGCAGGAGCAAGUCUGCCCGAUGUGUUCCGACAGUCAUGUCAUCUACCAGUGCAGUGAGUUUAAAGGCGCAUCAGUGCAAGAAAGGCGAGAGCUUGCCCAAUCCGCCAGAUUGUGUUUCAACUGUCUUCGAGCCAACCAUUGCGUCAAGUUCUGCCCAUCAAAGUCAGUAUGCCGUACCCCACAGUGUCAGCAAAAACAUCACACUCUGCUGUGUCAAUCCGCCUACGCCCAAACGAUGAAUACAAACGACCCUGCCGGAAAACAAGAGCUCGAGAAUGAACCCUCGGAUGAACACGCGAACAGCAACCAGGUUGUUUCGUGCUCAGCAAAUGUCAAAAUGAAUCUGUUUACAUUCGCUGCAAGUGUGCUGCCGACUGCAAUCAUUAACGUGAAAGGAAGAAACAACCAGUUCUACAAGGUGCGAGCAAUGAUUGAUUCCGGAUCACAGGCAUCGCUGAUAACAGAACGCUGCAUGACUCGCCUGGCGUUGCAUCGAAGGAACGCCAAACUUCUGGUUAGUGGUAUCUCCAAUUGCACAUCUGGGGAGACGAGAGGUGUAGUGACCCUUGAGAUAUCAUCACGUUUCAACAAUGUUCCAGUCGUUCAAACUCAAGCAUAUGUUUUGGCGAAACUGGCACGAAAUCUUCCAGAGCAGCAGAUCAACCUCAAUCAUAUGAAGUGCCUCGAAACACUCAAGUUGGCAGAUCCGGAUUUUGAUAAACCAGGAGAGAUAGAUGUUAUUCUCGGAGCGGACGUUUUUCUCUCGAUAUUGACGGUCGGCAAAGUGAAGGAUGAAAAUGGUUUCCCUGUGGCAAUAAAUUCAACUCUUGGCUGGAUCGUUGCUGGUCGAAUCGGCGCGACGGUCGGACUCCGUAGUCACCCGGCCAUUGUAAGUCUGCACACAGAACUAAACGUGGACCAUCUUCUGCGGCAGUUUUGGGAGUGUGAGAGAAUCAACCAACCACUUCCGUUGAAGCAAGAGGACCAAAAGGCUGUAGAGAUCUUUCAAACCACUCACAUGCGCGACGAGACUGGCCGCUUUGUUGUAAGACUACCCUUCGACGACUCCAAACAAGCUCUAGGGGAGUCCUUAGCAACAGCAACGCAGCGAUUGAAGGCGAUGGAGCGAAAGUUCAAGGCAGACUCGGACUUUGAGCAGCAGUACCGUCAAUUCAUCCGUGAGUAUUUAGAACUAGGGCAUAUGGAACCUGUGCCCAAGGAGGAAAUAGACAUUCCGGUUGAAAGGCGGUAUUAUUUACCACACCAUGCAGUGGUGAAAAGUGACAGUGUAACAACUAAAUUGCGAGUCGUCUUCGACGGGUCGUGUAAAUCUUCGUCAGGGAUAUCGCUUAAUGACAAAUUGCUGGUAGGCCCAAACGUCAACGAGGAUUUAACUGUGGUUCUAACGCGCUUCAGGACCUAUGCUGUAGCUUUUAUGGCAGAUGCAGAGAAGAUGUAUCGCCAGGUGAAAGUAGCAAAGGAUGACAUCGACUUCCAAAGGAUCGUAUGGCGAAACAGUCCCGAUGACCCCAUCGAGCACUAUCGAUUGCUAACCGUUACCUACGGCACCGCUUGUGCCUCCUACUUGGCCAUUGCAUCACUUCGACAAGCAGCAAGAGAUAACCAAGCAGAGCAUCCUGUCGCAGCGGAGCGCGUCAUAAAAAAUUCGUAUGUCGAUGAUUUUCUAUCUGGCGCCGACACACAGGAGGAAGCUGUUAAGUUGAAGGAAGACAUCAUCAAAAUUACCUCAUCGGCAGGAUUCAACCUAAGGAAAUGGGCAUCAAACGAUCCGCAGUUGGUAGUCACCAAUUCCGAUCGUAAUCAAGAAGAAGUUCCACUACAAUUGUCCGCUGAAGCAAACCCUGUUAAGGCGCUGGGUAUUCUGUGGCUUCCCCGAAUGGAUACAUUCGCUUUCAAAGUGAAUCUGGACACGAGUAAACCCAACACGAAACGCCAGCUUUUGUCUGAUGCAGCCCGCCUUUUCGACCCGCUGGGCUGGAUUGCUCCUGUAACUGUCCGCAUCAAAAUUCUCUUCCAAGCAUUAUGGCUGCAUGACGUGCAGUGGGACGAUCCACUUCCAGCGACUCUCAACGAAGAAUGGACGAAAAUCAAGGAAGAUUUGAACCGAAUCGAGGAUAUAAAAUUGCCGAGAUGGAUUUCCAACCACGGUGGAAAAAUCGAGCUGCACGGAUUUGCCGAUGCUUCCGAGGCAGCCUAUGCAGCAGUUGUGUAUUCAAGGACAACGGACAACGAAGGAAAGAUACACACGUCGUUGGUUGCUGCCAAGACAAAAGUAGCACCAAUUCAACAAGUAUCGUUACCCAGAUUGGAACUAAACGCAGCCGUUUUGCUCACUGCAGUCCUCCAACGCAUUAUGGAGUCCCUAGACCACCUGGAUGUCACGUGUUUUGCCUGGACGGAUUCAACGAUUGUGCUGGAAUGGUUGUCUUCCCACCCGCGGAAGUGGAAAACUUACGUAGCGAACCGGACAUCGAUGAUUCUGGACUUUUUGCCGCGCAGUUCCUGGAAUCAUGUACCAUCUAGUGAAAACCCAGCGGAUUGCGCUUCGAGAGGACUCCUCCCAGCUCUCAAACGGUUCUGCGGACGACGAGGACUCCCAUGUCAGUUAUGGUCAGACAAUGGGACCAACUUCAUCGGUGCUGAUCGGCAGCUCAAGGAGCUUCUCCAAUCAUCGAAAUUUGAAUCAACAGUUGAUCACUUCUUGAGUAACCUGGGAAUUAAAUGGACAUUCAUCACGCCGUCGGCUCCCCACAUGGGGGGAUAUGGGAGGCAGCUGUCAAAAGCAUGAAAAAGCAUUUGCGCAUUGCACUCGGAACUACAAGUUGCACCUACGAGGAUCUGACGACCGUACUAACGCAAGUGGAAGCUUGCCUCAACUCGCGUCCCUUGUGCGCUCUCUCGCCAUCGAUUGAUUCGUAUGAGGCCCUAACCCCGGGUCAUUUCAUCAUUGGCCAGCCAAUGAACAUGAUACCGGAACCCGACGUUUCGCGUCUGCCUGAGAAUCGCCUUGAUCGUUACGAGAGGCUUCGUCGUCAUGUCUGCGAGUUUUGGGAUCGUUGGAGAUGCGAAUACUUGGGAACUCUUCAACCAAGAAAAAAGUGGCAGUCUACAUCGGACAAUUUGAGGAUCGGAGAACUUGUGCUGGUGAAGACGGACAACGCCCCGCCGGCUUUUUGGGAGUUGGCAAGGGUCGCUGAUGUGCAUCCGGACCGCAAUGGAGUUGUUCGCAACGUAACGCUUCGUCGAGGUAGAACAGAGUAUCAACGUCCAAUACACAAGCUGGUGGUUCUUCCAACGGAUUGAGACCAGCGUCUCAAGGCGGGGACUAUGUUGAUUGGUAAACUUCAUACAUUAGAAAUCGCCCAACCCUAGAUAUAGAUUCAUUCCUAGCAAGAAAAUGUAUCGUAUAGAAUUCAUUCCAAGACAGUUGUUUUUUUUCUUUUUAUGAGCGAUUUCCGGUUUUUAUUAUUUUGUAAUGGUUCAUUCGGAAUAAAGAUGCGAAAGGGAAAAGUCACGCCAUUUUGGAUCUAUUUGUAAAAUUGUUCCGAAAAAGUAUUUUUUAUUCGUUUUACCCCGUCGGUUUGCGGUUCUCGGUCGGUUGACCGCUCCCGUGUUUUCUCGCGCGACACUGACUAUAAGCCAUUUUUGCAUUUAACAAAAAAACAAUCGAAGCUGGUUCACCAAGUCCCCCUCAGUUUCAAGUUGACGCAUUACCUGUAAUUUUAGAACAUUCAGGCUGUUCUGCACGGUGUGUGAGUUGUGACGGUCAGUUUCGUCUCACGUGAGACGACUAUUGCAAAUCAAAUAGACCGAGACGACUUCGACUCGUCUCACCUCACACGCCGUUCUUAGUCAUGAAACAUUGAAAUAGUUUAUUAGUCAUUUUUACAUUUUACCGGAAAUAAUCCAGGUUGGUUCAGCAUGUCCUCCCAUGUUACGAGGUGUCGCAAUACUUGUCUAGUUUUUAAAACAAAGAAUUACAUCUUUUACGCAAUAAAUGGUUAAUGAACGAUUUCUGCAUUUAACCGGAAAUAAUCAAAGCUGGUUCAGAAGUCCUCCAAGCUGCAAAGUGACGCAAUAGGUUCUUUUUGUGCGUAAUCUUCUUGCCGCUAGCAAACGAAAUGAUUGUCCGGAAAUGGUGCAAUGAAGUACGUAACGCAAAAAGUGGAAAUCUUCAACCCCCUUAUCCUUUUGUAUGGGGGUUUCCUAUACGCCAUUGCUUGCAUAAACCCCGUGACGCACUUUAUGAAUGGACCCUCAAAGAAAUGUGAUGUUUCCGAUGUUUCAAAGCAGCUAGCGCAGAUUUUGCAUUGUACAAGGAUUUUGUAUUUACUAUUUCCACCAAAAACUAACAUAACUAUU